AUGCUUCGACACACUCUGGCUCGUUCCGCUCUGCGGACGGGCAGGCGAGCGGCCGGCGCCUCGCGCGCUUUCUCUGUAUCGGCUCAGCGCCACGCGGAGGUGGAGCUGACAAUUGAUGGAAAGAAGGUCUCGAUUGAAGCUGGUUCUGCCCUGAUUCAGGCUUGCGAAAAGGCCGGAGCCACGGUCCCUAGGAAGCUCAUGAUUGCAGGAAACUGCCGCAUGUGUCUCGUCGAAGUCGAAAGAGCCCCCAAGCCCGUUGCCUCGUGCGCGUGGCCCGUCCAACCCGGCAUGGUGGUCAAGACCAACUCGCCGCUCGUCCACAAGGCCCGCGAGGGUGUCAUGGAGUUCCUCCUGGCCAACCACCCCCUCGACUGCCCCAUUUGCGACCAGGGUGGUGAGUGCGAUCUCCAGGAGCAGUCUCUGCGUUACGGAGCCGACCGUGGUCGGUUCCACGAAAUUGGCGGCAAGCGCGCUGUCGAGGACAAGAACAUUGGCCCCCUGAUCAAGACCUCGAUGAACCGCUGCAUCCACUGCACCCGCUGCGUGCGUUUUGCCAACGACAUUGCUGGCGCGCCCGAGCUCGGCUCGUUCGGCCGCGGCAACGAUAUCCAGAUCGGUACCUACCUAGAGCAGAACCUCGACUCCGAACUCUCCGGCAACGUCAUCGAUCUCUGCCCCGUUGGCGCCCUCACCUCCAAGCCCUACGCGUUCCGUGCCCGUCCCUGGGAGCUGAAGCACUCCGAAUCCAUUGACGUUCUCGACGGUCUUGGUUCCAACAUUCGCGUCGACUCGCGCGGUCUCGAAGUCAUGCGCAUCCUCCCCCGCCUCAACGACGACGUGAACGAGGAGUGGAUCAACGACAAGUCUCGCUUCGCCUGUGAUGGUCUCAAGACCCAGCGUCUGACGAUGCCUCUGGUCCGCCGCGAUGGCAAGUUUGAGCCCGCCGACUGGGAGGAAGCCCUAACUGAGGUCGCUCGUGCCUGGGAGCAGAAGAAGCCCCAAGGCAACGAGUUCAAGAUCAUCUCUGGUGCCCUGACUGAGGUCGAGUCCCUGGUUGUUGCCAAGGACAUGGCCAACAAGCUUGGCUCUGAGAACCUCGCUUUGGACACUCCCACUGGCAGCGCUCCCCUUGCUCACGGCGUUGAUGUCCGAUCCAACUACCUGUUCAACUCGACCAUCUGGGGCAUCGAGGAGACUGACUGCAUGCUGAUUGUUGGCAGCAACCCUCGUCACGAGGCUGCUGUUCUCAACGCCCGUAUCCGCAAACAAUGGCUCCGCUCUGAUCUCGAGAUCGCCGUAGUUGGCGAGACCUUCAACUCCACCUUUGAAUUUGAGCACCUGGGUGGCGACCACGCCGCCUUGAAGGCCGCCCUUGCUGGUCCCUUUGGCAAGAAGCUGGCCGCUGCCAAGAAGCCCAUGAUCGUUGUCGGCUCUGGUGUCACCGACCACGUCGACGCCAAGGCCUUUUACGAGACUAUCGGUUCCUUUGUCGAGAAGAAUGCUGCCAACUUCCGCACUCCUGAGUGGGACGGUUACAGCGUUCUUCAAAGAGAGGCUUCGCGAGCCGGCGCCUUUGAGGUCGGUUUCGUCACUCCCUCUACCGAGGUUUCUCAGACCAAACCCAAGUUCGUCUGGCUGCUAGGCGCUGAUGAGGUCAACGAGGCCGACAUCCCCAAGGAUGCAUUCGUUGUCUACCAGGGCCACCACGGUGACCGUGGUGCUCAGAUUGCCGACAUUAUCCUCCCCGGUGCCGCGUACACCGAGAAGGCUGGUACCUACAUCAACACCGAGGGCCGUGUACAGAUGACCCGCGCCGCUACCUCCCUGCCUGGUGCUGCCCGCACUGACUGGAAGAUUCUCCGUGCCGCCUCCGAGUUCCUCGGCGCUCCCCUCCCCUACGAUGAUGUCACUGCCGUCCGCGAGCGCAUGUCCACGAUCAGCCCGGCCCUCGCCGUCUACGAUGUGGUCGAGCCUGUCGCUCUCAAGGAGCUCAGCAAGGUACAGCUUGUCGACCAGAACAAGGGCUCCAAGGCCACGGGUGCGCCCCUGAAAAAGGUCAUUGAGAACUUUUACUUUACCGAUGUCAUUUCAAGAAGCUCGCCCACAAUGGCCCGAUGCUCCGCCGCCAAGUCCAGUGGUGACCCCAGAACAAACUUCAUGGCCCCUGGCAUGGAGGAGGAUAGACCCAUGGGCCAGAUUGCGUAUGGAUCAUAA
Messenger RNA from Cordyceps militaris CM01, 2214 nucleotides. RefSeq names its product NADH-ubiquinone oxidoreductase 78 kDa subunit. Lineage: Eukaryota; Fungi; Ascomycota; Sordariomycetes; Hypocreales; Cordycipitaceae. Gene Ontology annotation, biological process: ATP synthesis coupled electron transport. Bases 1 to 2214 code for a protein of 737 amino acids. Gene Ontology annotation, cellular component: membrane. Gene Ontology annotation, molecular function: NADH dehydrogenase (ubiquinone) activity; iron-sulfur cluster binding. The transcript has 5 exons. The record is from RefSeq and is a predicted model, not a curated record.